This is a messenger RNA of Cyprinodon tularosa, 2839 nucleotides long. RefSeq names its product transcription factor COE1-like. Gene Ontology annotation, molecular function: DNA-binding transcription factor activity, RNA polymerase II-specific; RNA polymerase II cis-regulatory region sequence-specific DNA binding. The record is from RefSeq and is a predicted model, not a curated record. Lineage: Eukaryota; Metazoa; Chordata; Actinopteri; Cyprinodontiformes; Cyprinodontidae. Gene Ontology annotation, biological process: regulation of transcription by RNA polymerase II. The coding region runs from base 476 to 2275 and encodes 599 amino acids. The transcript is spliced from 17 exons.
UUCUCAGAGAAGAGUCCUUUGGGAAGAGUCACAAAGCGGUUUCCUCAGAGCCAGAGCGGAGUGCAGAGCGCAGGACGCAGCGCCGUUGUGGACAUCACCCACGCCACGGCACAUCCCGCGCACCGCAGAGCUGCGGAGGAAACAAGAGCGUGAAAGAUGAAGAAAGAAGUGUCAGACAAUGAUGACAUCUGAUCUCCUUUUUUCCCUCUCUGACAGCCUAAACUGUGGAUCUCAGUUCCCGUCAUUUUCUUAAGCGAUUUUCUACCAUCCGUAAAUGUUGGAACAAGUUGGAUCUGAUCACUGCAGUAAGAUUUGCGCUCAGCUUUAGUUUCAGAUACCUGAACAGGACAGCAGUCAGCGGGGUAAAGAGCUGCAGGAGCAGGAGCGCACCCACGGUGUCCGGGUGACGGAUCCAACCCCAGAACAAGUGCGCAGCAGGAGUGGAUCAAGAUCUGCGCUUUCGGAGGUUUUGUUCAUGUUCGGGAUCCAGGAGAGCAUCCAGAGAGGCGGCAGCAGUCUGAAGGAAGAGCCGCUGGGAGGCAUGAACGUCCGGAGCUGGAUGCAGGGAGGCGGCGUGCUGGACGCCAACACGGCCGCUCAGAGUGGGGUGGGUCUGGCCCGGGCUCACUUUGAGAAGCAGCCGCCCUCCAACCUGCGGAAGUCCAACUUCUUCCACUUCGUCCUGGCUCUGUACGACCGACAGGGCCAGCCGGUGGAGAUCGAGAGGACCAACUUCGUGGACUUCAUCGAGAAAGAGAAGGAGACUAGCGGGGAGAAGACCAAUAACGGGAUUCAUUACCGGCUGCAGCUUCUCUACAGUAACGGCAUCAGAACAGAGCAGGACUUUUACGUCCGACUCAUAGACUCCAUGACUAAACAGCCAAUCGUUUAUGAAGGACAGGAUAAGAACCCAGAGAUGUGCAGAGUAUUGCUGACGCAUGAGAUCAUGUGCAGUCGGUGCUGUGACAAGAAGAGCUGCGGAAAUCGUAAUGAGACGCCCUCAGACCCUGUUAUCAUCGACAGAUUUUUCCUUAAGUUUUUCCUCAAGUGCAACCAGAACUGCUUAAAGAACGCCGGAAACCCAAGGGACAUGAGAAGGUUCCAGGUGGUUGUGUCGACGACGGUAAGCGUGGAGGGACAUGUCCUUGCAGUUUCUGACAAUAUGUUCGUCCAUAACAACUCCAAACAUGGCCGGCGGGCCCGAAGACUCGACCCCGUGGAAGGAACCCCAUCUUACCUAGAACACGGAGCAGCUCCCUGCAUUAAAGCCAUCAGUCCCAGCGAGGGGUGGACUACAGGGGGCGCUACAGUCAUCAUCAUAGGAGACAACUUCUUUGACGGCCUUCAAGUUAUCUUCGGUACCAUGCUGGUUUGGAGUGAGCUGAUUACACCACACGCUAUUCGAGUGCAGACACCUCCCAGACACAUCCCCGGGGUCGUAGAGGUCACCCUCUCUUACAAGUCCAAACAGUUCUGCAAAGGCACACCAGGGAGGUUUAUAUACACAGCGCUGAAUGAACCAACCAUCGACUACGGCUUCCAGAGGCUUCAGAAGGUUAUUCCUCGGCACCCUGGGGACCCUGAGAGGCUUCCAAAGGAGGUGAUUUUGAAACGAGCAGCGGAUCUGGUUGAAGCGCUCUAUGGGUUGCCUCAUAACAACCAGGAGAUCAUCCUGAAAAGAGCAGCGGACAUCGCAGAAGCUCUGUACAGCGUUCCACGAACACACACCCAGCUGUCCGGCUCAACGCACACAGGCAUGAUGGGAGUAAAUUCGUUCACAGGGCAGCUGUCUGUCAACGUCACAGAACCCUCACAAGUCAAUCAAGGGUUUGUCCGGAGCAGCAGUAGUGUGUCGCCUCAUGGUUACGUACCCAGCUCUACGCCUCAGCAGACCAGCUACACCUCAGUCAGCAGCACCAUGAAUGGCUACGCUAACAACGGUGGCAUGAGCAACCUGGGAGGCUCGCCAACUUUCCUCAACGGCUCUGCAGCCAACUCGCCUUAUGCUAUUGUUCCAUCCAGUCCCACCAUGGCGUCCUCCACCUCUCUACCCUCCAACUGUUCCUCUUCUUCCGGAGUCUUCUCCUUCUCGCCGGCCAACAUGGUGUCAGCGGCCGUUAAACAAAAGUCUGCCUUUGCACCGGUGGUCCGGCCGUCAUCGUCUCCUCCUCCCUCCUGCACUAGUGCCAACGGAAACGGACUUCAAGAUCAAACAUUUGUGGACUCUAGCAAGUACUCAUCAGCCGGCUCUCUACAAGGCCUGGCCUUCACCUGAACAAUCCCAGGAAUGAUCGUCCCGCCCAUGUAAAGGUGUGAUUUUGUGUGUUUGCUAGUAUAGGAUGAGUCAAGCACACUCCCACUGAUCCUGCUGGAGGAUUUGCUCCAGGACGGACUCCGGUCGAGGAUGGAGGCAUCCAUCCACAUCUGAAGGAACAAAACCAACUCAGGCCCUUUCUAAAGCAAAAGAAACACGAGAAGAACAACAAGACUGUUUAUAGAAACCUUUGUACAAUGUAAUGUUUUAUAUGAGAAUGGCCACAUAAGAUUUUGACUCUACAUGGUCACAGAAGGCGUGUUAUUUUGGACACAAUCCACUUCUUUUCUUCGAAGAUUUGAUUUGCUUUUUUGUGCUACAUGUGAUGUCCUUUUCAAUGUAACCUACAUGAGCUAUUUUCUAUUUAUGGAGUUUCGUCCUCAGCGAAGGAAUAUAGUGUGAAGAGGACCUUUUGAUGAUGACAAGUCAGGACAAUGAUGAGGAGGGCUUUUUAAGGACCUGAUACAGCCAACACAGACAAGCCAAACCUUCAGAGAACUUCAGUUUGAUUUUUUGCCGAACCCA